AGGAACAGACACAACCAUGUUCACUGCACCAUCAAAUGAUUCUUCAGUUCACAGGUCAAGGCAACGUCACAUUUGUGUAUUAAUACUAUGUCUAUGGGCUUUAACCUGUAUGGCUCUAUUGGGACUGAUGAAAUCUAGAAUCCAAGUGAGAAGAUUUUAUCCCAUCAGCCCUAAACAUGCUCUUCAAAAUAAUAAUUCAAGUAUAAUCUCAAAGCCUGACAUGGAAAUCAGUCAUGAGGAUAUGGGAAUCAGUUAUGAUGAGUGGGAAGGUCUACAGAAGGCUCUGGACUGGCCAGGUCCAGAUCAAGAAAUCACUCAGCUGAAUCUGAGCACAAGUCCAGUUCACUCAACAUUCUCUAUUGUGGGACUCAAUGAGACUUACAAAGUGGGAGAAAAGAUUCAUGUUACUAUCACAGCCAGAGACCACAACAACAACCUGAAAGCUUAUGGAGGAGACUUUUUCCAAGCAAAACUUUUUAAUUUGAAGUUAAAGGCAGGUGUGUUUGGGGAGGUUGUGGAUAAUCGUAAUGGAUCUUAUUCUGUUGCUUUUCUUCUGCCAUGGGAAGGCCAGGCACAAGUGUCUGUACGUUUGAUGCACUCCAGUGAGGUUGUACAGAUACUUAAAAAAUACGGUGAGUCAUCAUUCCCACGAAGCCACUAUAAAGGUCACUUUGAGGGGACAGGACCCAAUGGAGCAUGGAUCAGAGAAGUAGUAGAAUGUAAUCUUAAAUGGGGCCCAGAUGGAAGUUGGAUUAAACGCAACUGCUGCUGUGAGUAUAAGGACGUCAAAACAGGGACAGUGUGGCAGUGUGAGAGACCAAAGACACUUUCCUGUGACUACUGGGUGUUUCAUGAAGCAGGAAAUUUUCAAAGCCCAUUAAACCCUUUUGAGAAGAAACUAUUUGCAAGGACGGUUACAAACAAACAUAUUACUGGAGACACACGUGUAAUAAAUGUCCUCCCCAACAAUGCAGACCUCGGCUCGAAGGACAGAUGUAGAUCUGGCCUGACAACACCAGUUCCCGCAGGGUUCUAUUUUCAAGAUAUCUGGAAGUCUUUUGUGUGUAAAACUAAACAAUUCGAUCGUACAGAAAUGGGAAAUUGUCUUAAAAACAAGAUUGUCUACUUGAUGGGAGACUCCACCACAAGGCAGUGGUUUGAGUAUUUCCUACGAACUGUGCCAGGCCUGAAAAGAAUGGAUCUCCAUACAAAUCCUAAGAAUGGACCCCUGAUGGCUGUGGAGUUGAAAAAUAAUAUUAUUGUUCACUGGAGGCCACACGGUUAUCCUCUGCGAUUUCGUAAAAUGCCAGCUGCUGAUCUGCAUUAUAUCAGCAAUGAAAUUGACUAUAUAACAGGUGGCCAUCAUACAGUUUUUGUCUUCACAAUCUUUGCCCACCUGGCUUUUCAUCCAAUAACAUUCUAUGUGCAUAAAGUUGCCAAAAUUCGUCAGGCUGUCCUUGCACUACUGAAACGUGCACCAAUGUCUACUGUCAUCAUCAAGUCGGGUAACACUGGCUUCACAAAGGAUGAAUAUGGAAAUGACUGGUACAGGAUGCAGCUGAACACUGUGAUGAGGGAAAUGUUCAGAGACAUUGCAGUGGUCUACUUGGAUGUCUGGCAAAUGACUUCCUGUCACUACACAGUUGAAGACAUUCAUCCAGCUGGUGUCAUUGUCAGCAAUGAGAUUGAUAUGUUACUAUCAUAUAUCUGCCCUAACUGACACCAUAUGUAAAUAUUUGCAUUGUUAGUGCCUUGCUCUUGUUAUAAGUAGAUCUCCCUAUUGAAAAGACUAGCAUUCUAGCAGACUAGUUGUUCUGGAGGUCUGGUCACCAGCAUAUGUUGUUCUGGAGGUCUGGUCACCAGCAUAGGCUAUUGUGGCAGCGGGGGCAAAAGAGCAGUUAGGGCGCUUACACCUGAGUUAAA
Molecule: messenger RNA, 1923 nt
Organism: Xyrauchen texanus (razorback sucker)
Lineage: Eukaryota; Metazoa; Chordata; Actinopteri; Cypriniformes; Catostomidae
Product: NXPE family member 3-like
Exons: 8
Coding region: 17-1720 (567 amino acids)
Source: RefSeq, a predicted model, not a curated record